This is a messenger RNA of Juglans regia (Persian walnut), 652 nucleotides long. RefSeq names its product ABC transporter I family member 20-like. Lineage: Eukaryota; Viridiplantae; Streptophyta; Magnoliopsida; Fagales; Juglandaceae. The transcript is spliced from 2 exons. The record is from RefSeq and is a predicted model, not a curated record. The coding region runs from base 1 to 366 and encodes 121 amino acids. Gene Ontology annotation, molecular function: ATP hydrolysis activity; ATP binding.
AUGGGUGUGAAAGAAAAUCCAGGGCGAAGGAUAGAGAUCAACAGGCUAAAGUUCACGUACCCAGGAAUCGACGGCCAUCCUCUGUCGGGGUCCACUCCUCUGAUUGACGACUUCUAUCUCACCCUUGAUGCUGGUGAUUGUUGCCUUCUUGUCGAAUCCAAUGGAGCUGGAAAAACUACAAUUAUGAAGAUAUUGGCUGGAAAGCACAUGGUGGAACCCCAUAUGGUUCGCAUACUUGGAAGAUCGACUUUUCAUGACACCACAUUGACAUCUUCUGGUGAUCUUAGCUAUCUUGGUUGGGAGGUUUCUGUAUGUGUUUGUGUUUUUUUUUUUGUCUUAAAAGAAUUAAUGAGUUAUAGUCCCUAAAAUAUAUGCUGCUAUUAUUUUUAUUUCUUUUAUUGAUCUGAUUAUGCUGUUUUUAUGUCCAAUUGAGAUGCAAGUUUUGGUUAGAUAUUCUUAGUCUUUUGAAUUUGACAUUGAAGAAAAAAAAAAUGGAAUAAUUGGUUAGUAUACCAAAACUAUUUGAUUGGUUAUUUAAUUAAAGAAUUUGGCAUAAAAAUUUCAACUGGAUGGUAUGUAGGCUAUUCAUAAAUCCAGUUGGGAUCAAACUCAUCCAUAUCACCCUUGUUUUGGUAAAUUUGUAUAUUUGACA